Messenger RNA from Candoia aspera, 855 nucleotides. RefSeq names its product NADH:ubiquinone oxidoreductase core subunit V2 (gene NDUFV2). Gene Ontology annotation, biological process: mitochondrial electron transport, NADH to ubiquinone. NCBI's taxonomy places the organism in Eukaryota, Metazoa, Chordata, Lepidosauria, Squamata, Candoiidae. Bases 64 to 801 code for a protein of 245 amino acids. Gene Ontology annotation, molecular function: NADH dehydrogenase activity. The transcript has 8 exons. The record is from RefSeq and is a predicted model, not a curated record.
GCGCGCCCCGGGAGUGAGUCUCUGUGACUCUGAGGGAGAGCGAGGUGGGUUGGGGCGGCCGUCAUGUUGUUCUCCGCUCGUUUUCGGACUGCCUUUCCACGCUUGGUGACACAUAUUCGCUGCCUUCAUACAUCAGCAGAAUGCAGAAGUGGUGGUGGAACUCUGUUUGUGCACAGAGAUACUCCUGAAAACAACCCAAAUACCCCAUUUGAUUUCACUCCUGAAAACUAUAAGAGGAUAGAUGUAAUAGUAAACAACUUCCCAGAAGGACAUAGAUCUUCAGCAGUGAUCCCAGUCCUGGAUUUAGCUCAAAGACAAUAUGGAUGGCUACCUAUAUCAGCUAUGAAUAAGGUUGCUGAGAUUCUACACAUGCCUCCUAUGAGAGUUUAUGAAGUAGCAACUUUUUAUACAAUGUUUAAUCGUAAGCCUGUUGGAAAGUAUCAUAUUCAAGUCUGCACUACUACACCUUGCAUGCUUCAAGACUCAGAUAGUAUAUUAGAAGCCAUUCAGAAGAAGCUUGGUAUAAAAGUUGGGGAAACUACGCCUGAUAAACUCUUCACUAUGACUGAAGUUGAAUGCUUGGGAGCUUGUGUAAAUGCACCAAUGGUACAAAUAAAUGACAACUAUUAUGAAGAUCUGACAACAAAAGACAUUGAAGACAUAAUUGAUGAAUUGAAAGCUGGAAAAAUUCCAAAACCUGGACCAAGAAGUGGACGUUUCUCCUGUGAGCCAUCUGGUGGUCUGACUUCUCUGACAGAGCCACCCAAGGGACCUGGCUUUGGAGUUCGGUCAGAUCUUUAAAACUUUUGUUCUAAGUGUAAGAAAUUACUGAGAAAAUAAAUUCUAAAAUUUGAA